Hippocampus zosterae (dwarf seahorse) is the source of this 1403-nucleotide messenger RNA. RefSeq names its product zinc finger, CCHC domain containing 17 (gene zcchc17). Lineage: Eukaryota; Metazoa; Chordata; Actinopteri; Syngnathiformes; Syngnathidae. Gene Ontology annotation, molecular function: RNA binding; zinc ion binding. The coding region runs from base 111 to 845 and encodes 244 amino acids. The record is from RefSeq and is a predicted model, not a curated record. The transcript has 7 exons. Gene Ontology annotation, biological process: RNA stabilization.
AAAUAAAUCAAGUGGUAUGAUGAUUGGCUUCUCUGGUUGUUGUCAAAUUGUCUUGGCCCGGAAGUGAAACCGAAGUUAGCUGUUGUUAACACAAGGCGUAGAAAGUCGAGAUGUCCGACAAUGAGCCGGAACCCGCGGGACUGGAAGGCCUCCCGCCGCUCUACAGCAUUUGCAAGGGAGAAGUGGUCUCCGUGCAGACCUACGGAGCUUUUGUCCGCCUCCCGGGCUACAAAAAGGAAGGUCUCGUACACGUGAGUGAGAUGUCAGCCACGCGUGUCGAGAGCGCGGCAGAAAUUGUCGAUGUUGGAGAGAAAGUAUGGAUUAAAGUCAUCGGGAGGGAGAUAAAUGGCGAGAAAAUCAAGCUGUCCUUCUCAAUGAAAGCCGUCAAUCAGGGAACUGGCCGGGACUUGGACCCUAACAACGUUAUGGCAGAGCAGGACGCCAGGCGGCGGAGGCAGUUCCGAGACCACACAGGCAACAGGAUCACACUGGAGGCCGUGCUCAAUACCACCUGCACGAAAUGUGGCUGCAAAGGCCACUUCACAAAGGACUGCUUCUCUGCACCCGGUUUGCAGUACGCUCUUGUGCCUGAGGAGGCCGAGGAAGAGCCACAACAGCAGCUGCAGCAUCCAACUGCAGCUGCAGCACAAAAAGAGAAAGACAAGAAGAAGAAAAAGAAGGAGAGGAAGAUGAAGAAGAGGAAGCGCGAGAGGAAAGGGUCAGACAGUGACGACAACACCAGCGACGGCAGCGAGUGCAAACCCAAGAGGAGAUGUCGCGAGCGGGAUGAUGCCCAGAAGCACAAGAAAAAACACAAGAAGCACAAAUCGCAUAAGCGCAGCUGAGACGGCUGCUCACGGGCAAAAAAAAAUGGCCGCCGCGGCAGUGAGGACGUGUUUACGUUUCAAAUUUGGAUAUUUAUCUGAUUGUUACGUUUUGUUUUUGUUUGUUCCCUCCCCUCCUUGUCAUGUUGCUGACAAGACAAACUUAAUGGUUUCAGUUCCUGGAAAUUAAACAUGCACUCAAGCCAAUAGUACCCAUUGCAGUUUCAUGUUAAGUACUGGUCAGAUCCAUAGACUCAAAAGUCGCUAGACCUAAGCCCCCCCCAAGACAAAUUUUGCUUCAGAGUAUUUUUGGGUCCCAAUGCUAAAACCAAAAGUCCCGAUUCCAUGUUCUAAUUUAAAAAAAGAAAAAAAAUAUCUGUAAAUUGCGAAAAAAGACAAAACUCACGUGUCCUCCAUUUUGUUAUCUGGCCCCAUGUAACCUGAUAACUGUUAGCAAGAUGACGGAAGCAACCACCAAUGAGUAAAAAUCCUCAUUGAGUUUUACACUGCUGCGCUUUCUGAACUUUGGUGACAGUCCAACAAGUCUCACACACACACACACACACCCACCCACACACA